Molecule: messenger RNA, 873 nt
Organism: Exophiala bonariae
Lineage: Eukaryota; Fungi; Ascomycota; Eurotiomycetes; Chaetothyriales; Herpotrichiellaceae
Exons: 2
Coding region: 1-873 (290 amino acids)
Source: RefSeq, a predicted model, not a curated record
AUGAAGUAUUCACGCACUCUUCUACUUCCCGCCCUGGCGGCCGUUGUCAACGCCCAGACAGCACCCGAUUUUCCUGUUCAAGUCAGUCAAUUAUUGGUGGUAGACUUCCAGAACACCUCAAUCAGUGUCGAGCCUGCUGGUGUCACGUUAAAUCGAGAAGAUAUCCUUGAAACACCUGUCGCUUUAGGGCAAGCUACUGCCACCAGACAAUCGACUUACAUACUUUUUAUGGUGGAUCAAGACGUCGAGGCAACUGCAGGCCAACCGAGAGUCCAGCUAUUGCACUAUUUCCAGCCCAAUCUCUUCGGCUCAUCAGAAGUGCUGUCAUUUGACGCACAAGCUGAAAAUGCGACAACUGCCGUUGGUGCAACUUACAUUCCACCCACGCCGCCCGCUGGUGAUGGCCCCCACCGAUAUAACAUCUUGUUGUACUUGCAGCCAGAAGGGUUUACUGUCCCUACUCAAUUUUCCUCGAUCGACCCUCCCGCUGAUGCCAGCGCCCGAAUUGGGUUUGAUAUGGCAGGUUUCGCCGAAGCAGCGAACUUGGGGGAGCCCAUAAGUGCGGUCUGGUUCCAGGUGGAGAACAAGGAGGUCGACUCGGGCGGCAGUAGCAGUAGCAGUUCUGCUACUGAUUCCGCUGCCCCAACCGGGUCUGCGACCACCACUGGUUCUAGCUCUGCCAGCACUGGCACAUCAGGUCCAGCAGGCACACAAACGCAAGGUUCGAGUGCCUCCGGAUCUUCCACCACUUCUGCAGGUGCUCCAGCCAACACUGGCAAUGGCGCAGGUAUGCUCGAUGCAAGCAGCGGAGUCCACAGAGCACUGAUGGGACUAUCGUUGGUGCUGGCUGGUUCUGCUUUUUGGGUGAUGUAG